Messenger RNA from Helianthus annuus (common sunflower), 931 nucleotides. Its product is annotated as ferritin-4, chloroplastic. The record is from RefSeq and is a predicted model, not a curated record. The transcript is spliced from 8 exons. NCBI's taxonomy places the organism in Eukaryota, Viridiplantae, Streptophyta, Magnoliopsida, Asterales, Asteraceae. Gene Ontology annotation, biological process: iron ion transport; intracellular iron ion homeostasis. Gene Ontology annotation, molecular function: ferric iron binding; ferrous iron binding. Bases 27 to 773 code for a protein of 248 amino acids. Gene Ontology annotation, cellular component: cytoplasm.
AUCAGUUUCAAUUUCUCGUUAAAAUCAUGCUUCUCAAACCUCCUGCAACUCUCUUCUUCCAAAACGGUGUCGUUUUCGGAAACGGUGUAGUUUCGACUCCGCCGGCGAUCGUUUGUGCGGCGGCGAAAGGUGGUUCUCCUCCGAACAGUAGAACGAUUACAGGUGUGGUGUUUGAACCGUUUGAGGAAGUGAAAAAGGAGCUCAGUCUUGUACCUAAUGCUCCUCAACAGUCUCUUGCUCGUCAAAAGUAUGCUGAUCAAUCUGAAGCUGCUGUUAAUGAGCAGAUUAAUGUUGAGUACAACGUUUCGUACGUGUACCAUGCCAUGUAUGCAUACUUCGAUAGGGACAAUAUUGCUCUCAAGGGUUUAGCCAAAUUCUUUAAGGAGUCCAGCGAAGAGGAAAGGGAACAUGCCGAAAAGUUUAUGGAAUACCAGAACAAACGCGGUGGGAAAGUGAAGUUGCAAUCUAUUUUGAUGCCUUUAUCCGAGUUUGAUCAUGCAGAGAAAGGAGAUGCACUUUAUGCAAUGGAGCUUGCAUUGUCGCUGGAGAAAUUAACAAAUGAGAAACUACUACACAUGCAAGCGGUAGCCAACAAGAACAAUGAUGUCCAAUUAGCUGAUUUUGUUGAAAACAACUUCUUGGGUGAACAGGUCAAGGCGAUUAAAAAGAUGUCUGAAUAUGUUGCUCAGUUAAGAAGAGUCGGCAAAGGACACGGAGUUUGGCAUUUUGAUCAGAUGCUGCUCGACGAAGUGCUGCCGUUUGAUGUAUUGUGAAGGUUUUGAGGUCAUUUCGAUAUUAGCUGAUCGGCUAGGUGUGUAGUUCUUUAUUUUCCUACUAUGUUUUUUUUUUUUUUUUCAAAUGCUUGACCUUAUUUUGGUUUAUUUGUAAUGUGGUUAGAUUUUUAUCUUUAAUACAUCCGCCUUUAAGCGUC